Seriola aureovittata is the source of this 2537-nucleotide messenger RNA. Its product is annotated as C-type mannose receptor 2-like. NCBI's taxonomy places the organism in Eukaryota, Metazoa, Chordata, Actinopteri, Carangiformes, Carangidae. The record is from RefSeq and is a predicted model, not a curated record. The transcript is spliced from 13 exons.
UCUACCAAAAAGAAGAACUAUGGAUCAUGAAACCAGCCGCAGCUGUCUCUGCUGCUGAACCCCAGAAGCCAAUAUGACCUGCAUUUGAUCAGCUGCCAUGCUAAAACGGAUCAUUAUGGAGGAAGAGCUGAAUUAUGUAACGGUGACUUUCAAGGAGAAACCAAAUGACCUGGAAAUAAUCUAUGAUGAGGUGAAGACUGAGCAGUUGUGGGAUAAAGAUCCUGUCAUACAAGAAAGUGAAAAGAAAGCUCCACUCUGUACUCUGCUUCCUCUGGUGGCAGCAGGUUUGGGGGUUGUUUGUGUCAUCCUGGUGUCAGUCAUUAUCGCCCUCACUAUCCACUUGAAAACAGUCAUGUCAGAGCACAACAGAGACAACAUGACUUUAACAGCGCGGAAUCUGCUGCUGACGAAGAAGAAGACAGACUUAGAGCGACAGACAGACGAGCUGACCAGAGAGAGAGACGGACUCAACUGGACCAUCAGAGUCAUCCUGGAACAUGAGAACUUUCCAGUGAAUACCUACUGUCCACAGAAAGUGUGUAGACCUUGUCUGGAUGGCUGGGUACCUUUCCAAUCAAGCUGUUACCUGUUUUCAAAAGAUAAAUAUUCUUAUUAUUGGAAUACUUGGAAGGAAAGUCAAGCAUCCUGCAAACAAACCGUGGCAGAUCUGGUGGUGAUUGACAGCCAGGAGGAACAGGAAUUCAUCAGUAAUCAUACUGAAGAGUAUCAUGAUGAAAAGCAUGGCUACUGGAUUGGCUUGAGAAAGAAUGAGAUGGACACGUGGAUGUGGGUAGAUGGAAGCAACGUCACCGUGAUGUACUGGACAGCUCAGGAACCUGGCCCCAGAAUGCCUUGUGUUCUAAGUUUGCCACGUGAAGAUCCUAUGUCCAACUGGCAGACAGCGGGCUGCAGCAUGAAAAACCGCUAUAUCUGUGAAAGAAGAGCCUUGAUCAAAGCGGAUUAGGAAUCAGUCUCAUUUCAUCAACCAGAGAAAAAUGAAGACUCAACAAUUUAUUCUACAGUAAAAUCUAAAGGGCCUCCAACUACUGUACCAACAGAUGGUGAAGCAGCCGCACACUCUCACCACUCCUGCCUGUUGGUGGUGUGUUUGGUUAUACUUGGUGUCCUCCUGGUGACGAGCAUCAGUGCUAUCAUCUGCAUCAGUAUGGUGAUGAAAGAACAGAAAGCAAACUACAAAGCAAACCUCAUCAACCUCACGACAGAAUAUCAGCAGCUGAUGAUGGAGAACAGCGUCUUAGAGAAUAUGACAGAGCAGCUGAGCAGAGACAGAGAUGAUCUCAACUGGACGCUCAGUCUCAUCCUGAAAUUUAACACCUUUCCAGUAAAUGAAUACUGCCCUGAGAAAAAGUGUCAACCGUGUCAGAAAGGCUGGAUUCUAUUCCAGGAAAAGUGCUAUCUGUUUUACACGAAAUAUCCUUGGUUGAAAUGGCAAGAAAGCCAAAAGUAUUGCCAAAAGACAGCAGCACAUCUGGUUGUUAUUGAUAAUCUACAAGAACAGGAAUUCAUCGCUAAUCACAGCAAGUACUACUACGACAGAUAUCAUGGAUACUGGAUCGGAUUACAUCAAACUUCUGAUACAGACUGGCUCUGGGUUGAUGGACGCAAUGACACUCUGGGGUACUGGAUGAAGGAUUACCUUGGUGACAAUGGUCCAUGUGCACUGAUGAUCCCUGGGAAAAACCCAACAGCCAGCUGGGACCCAGCACACUGCGCAAUGUACAACAAAUUCAUCUGUGAGAGUGAAGUCCUGACGAGGUCCAAUUAGUUAACUAGUAAUAUUUGUUUGCUUAGUGUAUUCCUACUCUACAUGUUGCCUGCAAAUUACAUUUCCAAAAUUGUAUCACCAGUUCUUAAAAUGAGAAAUUUCAAACAUAUAAUCUCCACAUGAGAUGAGGACUCACAGCCCAGCUAGCACUCAUUUGUUGCAAUGGAGGUUAGAGAAUGUGUCAAUGUAAUUAUCUUUGAAUUAGAUAUCAAUUACCUUUACUGGGAAUAUACUUUCAUUAUACAGAUAUCGGACUAAAUAUAUUGGACUUCUACGCAUCCACAAACUGUUGCAACAAACGUCUGUUUCUGUGUUCGUCGUGUUGCAUGUUGUGCACUGAAAAGUGUUUUGCACAUUGUGACAUUAUAAGAUUUGUUAUAGACAAAAAAAAAUGUUGGUCUACUUUUAUACUCCUUUUUUGUAUCACUGAAUAAAAGUUAUUACUGGAUAUGAGCCUUAUCAUAUUCUUACCAUACAAGAUGGUGGUAUUGCAUUUCACAUGCACGCUGUCCCUAGGCUACCGUGCUUCACAUUAGGGUGGAAGCAGGCUGUGUGGGCAAAUGAUCUAAAAGUAAGAAUGGAACAUGCAAUAAGGUCAUUUCACAUUCAGAAACACUGCAUGCAUUUAAUACGUCAUUUGUGUCAAAUCUGUCAUGAGCUGUUGAACUGUUGACACACGAUGUUGUGGGUGAAAGAAAUUGGAAUUAAGUGCUAAAGAGAUUGUAAUUUUUCAUGGUUAGAGAUAACAAAU